Zeugodacus cucurbitae (melon fly) is the source of this 2048-nucleotide messenger RNA. Its product is annotated as phosphopentomutase. Gene Ontology annotation, molecular function: phosphopentomutase activity; magnesium ion binding. The transcript is spliced from 3 exons. The record is from RefSeq and is a predicted model, not a curated record. Gene Ontology annotation, biological process: purine ribonucleoside salvage; carbohydrate metabolic process. Lineage: Eukaryota; Metazoa; Arthropoda; Insecta; Diptera; Tephritidae. The coding region runs from base 165 to 1982 and encodes 605 amino acids.
GCUUUGAUUUCGCUUUGAACUUUAAAAUUAUACACACAAAAUUAAAAAAACUAUCAUUAAAAUUUCUUUCACAUUUCCUUAGAUAAUUAUUUGAAAAAAAAUAUCAAAAUUUUCUGUAAUAUUUAUUAAAAAUUAAUUAACAACGCAAUUUCUGAUAUAAUAGCAUGUCAUCGCCAGAGUUGCAAGCGAAAAUCGAUCAGUGGCUAAAGUGGGAUAAAUGUGAAAAGACGCGCAAUGAAAUCCAAAAUCUCAUUCAAAGUAACAAUUGGAAUCAGUUGAAACAGGUGUUACUGCAGCGUUUGGAAUUCGGUACAGCUGGUUUGCGCGGGCGUAUGCGUGCCGGUUUCAAUGGCAUGAAUGAGCUGGUCGUAGUGCAAGCCGCGCAGGGACUAGCCACAUAUAUGCGCACGCAGUUUAGUGAUAGCGAAUGUAGAAUGCGUGGCAUAGUCUUUGGCUAUGAUGGACGUCACAAUAGUAAACGUUUCGCUGAGCUCUCUGCCAAUAUUUUUGUACGUGCCGGCUUCAGGGUUUAUCUAUAUCGGCGUAUGGUACUCACACCAAUGGUUCCGUUUACCAUAAGACAUUUUAAAUGUUUGGGUGGCGUAAUGGUCACCGCUUCACAUAAUCCCAAAGAUGAUAAUGGCUAUAAAGUGUAUUGGGAAAAUUCUGCACAAAUAGUACCACCGCACGACACGCAUAUACACAAAAAAAUACUCGACAAUUUAGAACCAUGGCAAGAUUCAUUCGAUACGGAUGGUUUAUAUAUAUGUACUUGCCUAUUGGCUGAUCCAAAUGAUGCCAUAACCGCGUAUGUGCAACGGGUGAAGGCAGGAGUUCCGCAAAAAUUUGUCGAUUUGAAUAGUCGAAGUGAAUUGCGUUUUGUCUAUACGGCGAUGCAUGGCGUUGGUUAUCCAUUCUUGCAAAUGGUCUUCGAAGCUGUAAGAAUUAAACCAGUAAUUUUUGUAAAAGAACAAAAUGAUCCGGAUCCAGAGUUUCCCACUGUUGCGUUUCCAAAUCCAGAGGAGGGCAGAAGCGCACUAGAUAUGGCAAUAAAUUUGGCUGAUCGAGAGGAUAUAGAAUAUAUAAUAGCUAAUGAUCCAGAUGCUGAUCGUUUCGCUUUGGCGACAAGGAAUCCCGCGACUAAAGCAUGGAAGAUAUAUAAAGGAAAUGAAAUCGGCGCACUUCUUGGUUGGUGGGCACUGUUCUUAUAUAAAGAGCAAAAUCCGUCUCCUGAUUUUAAAAACUGUUGGAUGAUUGCGAGCACUGUCAGCUCCAAGAUACUUAAAGCUUUUGCGCGAAAAGAAGGCUUUCACUUUACUGAAACAUUAACGGGAUUCAAAUGGAUGGCGAACGAAGCGGAUCGUUUGAUUAAAGGUGGCAAAACUGUACUAUUCUCAUUUGAAGAAUCAAUCGGUUUCAUGUUCGGCACAACAGUCUAUGAUAAAGAUGGUGUUAAUGCCGCAUGCCAAGUUGUAACAAUGGCUAACUAUUUGCAUUCGGACAAAGGUAUUUCACUGGAUCAAAAACUGGAGGAGAUUUACAAAGAGUAUGGAUUUCAUUACAACAAUGCCUCGUAUUACUUUUGCUAUGAGCCAGUAGUGAUUAACAAAAUUUUCGAAAGACUGCGUAAUUUUUCCGGGUCACCAAGAACAUACCCCAUUGCAAUACUCGAUGGAAAAUAUAGAAUUCAAUUUAUACGCGAUCUAACAAAUGGCGUCGAUACCGAGCAACCCGAUGGAAACGCAAUUUUGCCUGUAAGCGCCAGCAGUCAAAUGAUCACCUUCAAAUUCUUUAAUGGACUCGUCAUAACACUUCGUACCAGUGGCACUGAACCCAAAAUUAAGUAUUACGCCGAGAUGUGUGCCCAACCCGGUCAGACGGACUUCCAAGCCCUCAUUAAUACCACAAACGAAAUGGUUUCGGCCAUUAUUGAGGAAUUCUUGCAGCCAAGUGUGAACAAUUUAACGCCAAAAGCGGAUUAAAACUUAUUUUUUCCUCGGAACUGUUGAAUUAUUUAAUCAUACGUUCGGAAUUACGAUUAACAAAAA